This is a messenger RNA of Mizuhopecten yessoensis (Yesso scallop), 2907 nucleotides long. RefSeq lists its product as uncharacterized. The record is from RefSeq and is a predicted model, not a curated record. The transcript is spliced from 4 exons. NCBI's taxonomy places the organism in Eukaryota, Metazoa, Mollusca, Bivalvia, Pectinida, Pectinidae. Bases 44 to 466 code for a protein of 140 amino acids.
AACUCAUAUAUUUCCUUGUCCGUGAUAUACGGGUUGUUUUUCCAUGUGUGAUUGUGAUACUGCUCAUAAGCCAUAUCCCGGACCCGUCGGACCCAUAUCCGCCUCAGCUACUGAUGAAAAAAAGAAAGAUGGAUUUGUCAGAGUAAUUGUGGCAGUCAAGAACCUGAAAACAUCACGUCAGAUGAAAGGUCUCAAGUUCAUCAAGAAAGCUGACAAUGCAGAUGUGACAGUUGAUUUUGAAGAAAGGUCUUUUUGUUUGACGGUGACUGGGAAAACAAAAGGAGAACUGAAAGGAAAGCAGUUUAAGCUUCAUAUAAAGAAACUCCCCAAAGAGAUAUCGUCUAACAUGUCGUAUUACGAGGUGGACGCUGACAGAGUACUGCUGUUUCUUUGUAAAGCUGAGAACAGCUCGUGGUACCCAGAACUGGAUUCAGGACUAGAGACCGAGGAAGAGGAAGCUGAAUAGUGUCUUCAAGGUUUCCUAAGAAUGGAAAAACCUUGAUAGAGUUAUUUAGACUUUCCUGGAAGGAUUCUCCAAAACAUGCAUGUCUUUGAGGCUUACACAAAAAAACUGAAUUAACAGUUUCAGGAGCAUUGUUUUGGAGAAAGAGAGGAAUAUAUUAGGAAAGGGAAAAAGUGAUUGUUAGAAAAAAUUAAGGGGAUAGGGUAUUGGAACGUUACAAGCGUCAUGUCAAUAUUGUAGAAUAUGGAGUGAAAUAGAUGUACAGUGUCUUUUACUUGCAUCAAACAUGGACUUUUGUAUUAUCUCAACUGAUUUGAAUUUCAAAUUUUCCAGUUGAUAUAGAUCAUUUAAAAAUAAUCAACAAAUAUAUGUGUAUUAUGGUGGAAUUACACUGAAUAGAACAAGGGUGAGAAAAUGUUUCGGCAUUUAUGUGUCCGGUAUUAUUUUUUCCAACAUUUUCAAACUCUGAACAAUAUAUCUCAUCAUAAUACUCUUAACAUAAAUUGUCAAAUGUAACACAAUUCAUUUUUGCAUCAAUAAUAAGAUGGAGACCUAGAUAUUUGUGGUAGAUUUUGGAAUAGUGAUGUACAUGCGAGUAUAAUUAGGGUGUGUGUAUUGUCUGUUGUCCAAUAAUCUAGGGUUGUUAUGAAGAUAUAAAAUGAUGACCUUUAAAUGGAAGUCGUAAACUGCUUUCUUUUCCUUGGAGAAAUCAGGGUUUUCUGCUACAUCUAAAGUCACCAUUUUCUGAAGGGGGGAUAACUGUUUCGCUACUACACACAGCAUAAUUUAGAUCUAACUUUUAAGUUGUAUGCUUUUAUAGACUUAAUUCUGUAGAAUUCAAUUUUUUUAAUUUCAUAUUUAAACACUGUUCCCUUUGUAUUUUCACUGCCAUAUUACUGUGACCUUUUUGUUUGAAAUAUGUCCAUAAAAGUUUUAAUGAAUUUCUACCAACUGAUGUUUUUACUUUUUACCCAUUUUUAUAGUAUAAUGUAUCUCUAUUUAAAGUUUUAGUCCUUAGUUUAUGAAAUUUGUUUCGAUUCCACAGAUUGAUAUUAAAUUUUAUAACCACAUGCAAUCAAUUUAUAUGAUAGCAUUACACUGUAUUGGUUGUGUAGUUUAGUGCAAUAUAGUUACCCAUACAUUGGUGGUUGUUGUGUAUAUAUUUGACAAUGGUUUUACAUGCGUAUAUCAAGUAAUUCUGAUUCACGUUUAGUUUGCCGCAAACAGGUACAUGUAGUUGUUUUGUAAUUUCCAAAUUAUAUACUUACAUGCUUUUCUUAUAUGCUUAUAAAAGGAUUGAAUACAUGUACAUUUUUUUUGGUUUUUGUCUUACAAUAAAAAUCAUGGACUUUAGCAAGACUAAUCAAUAAUAUUGUAUUGUGUGUUACUGUAAUAUAGCCUUGCUAAAGUCCAGGAUUUAAGUCGUAUAAAUAAUUCAAGCCCCUUUGUUAUGCUCAUAUCAGUUAACUUUUAUUGAUCUGUCAUUAAUUUUAAGAUUUGAAUACCUUGAUAAAUUGUUUAUACAUGGGCUUAUGUAAGGAUAUGUAAACAGGGUGCCUUAACAGUGUUCUGCUUUUGUUUUCAGUCAUGAUCACAGGGUCUUGUGUUUUGCCUAUUCUAGUUUAACCAAAUUUGUGUCUAUUCACAUGGUCAUACAGGGACAAGUAUCAUUAAUAGAUGGUACUACAUACAUGUCAUAUACCAUAUUAAAUUAAUGAUAUCGGCCCCAGUGUUUAGUAAGUAAAACCUCAUUAUACUGUUACCAUUUGCACAGAGAAUUUUUAAUUUUUGGCAUUUAAUGGGAUUUUAAUGAUAUCUGAAGGGAGAUAAAAUAAUAAUCUUUAUGGAAAAAUAUACAGAGGAAAUGGGAACUUGAAAUGUGUAAACCUUGUUAAACUGCCACCAAUAGUCCCUACACCAGAGUUUAUCCCUCUAUUACAUCAAAGACAGUGGUAUUUGAAUUAUAAUUCUGAUCAAGAAGUCAUGUCAGGGUACAUAUAUACAUUCAUCCAAGUUCACAUUCUGAUUGUAUCAAAACUGGUUCUCUAGUAUUCAAAAGUUUUAUUUACAUUAUGAAAAUACAUUAAAGUCUCACUAUACAGCCACUGUCGGUCCAACAGAAUUUUUGCAUUAUGGGUUUGGCAAUAUAUUAUAACCUUGUUUUACGGACAUCUGUCACCAAAUGUAACUUCAGCAUUAUAAAGGAGAUUGGCGAUACAUUAAUAUCAAAGAAGACACACAAAUGAUUUUUAAGGAAAAGGGGACUUUGAAAUAUGUUGGCAGUAAGGGAAGUGGCAUUAUAUUGAGGUUUUACUGUAGUAAGUACGGUAAUAAAAUCAUAGGUCAAUGAUUGUAUUGUUACAUGUUUAAAAUUACAUAGUUCCUUUACAUGUAUCAAAUGAAAUGCUCAAAACAUGUCAGUAAAGUCAAAAUUAGAAAAAAUA